AGUUCCUGUGUCGUUAAAAAGAAAAUUAGACUAAAAAUGGAUAAUCAUAUAAGAUGGCUGCAAAGUGCAAACGAUUCAAGAAUGGAGGACGAUAUGAAAACUGCCGGUCAUUUAUUAGUAGAGUCGCAGCCUCAGCCGGAAUUGUUGGCGAACGGUGGUUCGAAUUCAGACUAUAUGGCUACCGAAGAUGAAUGCGACUCAACGAGUAUCGAUCAAAUCGCCGCUGAGAAUUUAAUUUUCAUGGCCCGCGAUGGACAAAUGGUUACUGAAAUUAUUACUACACAAGGUAUAGAUUCUAAUGGAGCCGUAGUAGUGGCAGCUAGUGAUGGUACACAAAUCGAUUGCGAAGCAGUUAUGGCACAAGCCGGCUUACUGCAACAACAUGAAGAUUUGUCUGAUUCAGGUGGUGGUGUAUAUGUUGAUGGCACUAAUGUACAACAAUACAGAGAGAAUACACCGCAAAUGGUCACCGAGGAGGUAAUAACGGAUGAUUGGGUGCAACAUCAGGGCGAGGAAAGAGUUGAAAUACCUGCCGACCAAAUUAUUGGUUCCAACUCGCAAGUCUUAUUAGACAUUGAGGUGCCUUUACCCACGGUUCAAGAUGAAUACACCGCUUUGCGACCGUACCCGUGUGAUUUUUGCAGUCGUCGUUUCCGCAAGAAGGCCAGCCUAAUGAAUCACAUUGUGGCCCAUCAAAAUGAUCGACCCCAUCUUUGCAAGUUAUGUGGAUCUCGGUUUCUAAGACGACAAGACUUGAUUAAUCAUUUAAAGGCCCACGCUGAGGAGCCUUCUGAACCACAGUUAGAUGACAGUGAUUAUAUGCAGUUUGUUGCCGAUACUGUACCAAACCAAUCAAAUUCCAGUGAAAAUUAUUACGAACAAGAAUGGAAUAUGUCGGCUGACACAGUUAGUACUCCUACAAAAUGUAGUCAACGAUUACAGUCUGCUAAACAGAAUAUAAACACCUGUUCUCCAACCUCUUCUAAAGCUGCAGAUAUACAAUGCAGAGGUCGCAUUAGUCGUCUUAAACCAAAAGGGGAAAUAUCAACAUUUGAAAUUAUAGACGUACAAAGUGCUCGCACAUCGGAGGCUUCCCAACUAGCUUACGAAUCUAUAAUGGAUUCAGUUCAAAGUCAUAGCCUGUCACCUUUAACGGGUGCCAUUAAGGCAACCUCGGAUAACGUAACUGCACAAGAUUCAGAUAAGCAAGUUCAACGAUUUCCAAUUAUCGACAGUGGUAAACCAUUUGUCUGUCAGCAAUGCGGGCUUUCAUUCGCUCGCGAAAAAGCUUUGCUUUCGCAUGGAAAGUCGCAUUCUCGUGAGUCGCCUCAUGAAUGCUCGCAAUGUAAUGAAAUGUUCUUAGAUCACAUUAGCCUGCAGGAGCAUCAAAAAACUCAUAAUUUCGAGGAGAGCAAUUCUGAAUAUGACCCUAACGAAGGCGGAGAGGACGAUGAAGAUGAAGACUUAGAGGAAACGCAAACAGAAACAGAGUCCGAGCAACAACUAUACGGCGACUUUUAUUGCAGCAAAUGUGGCAUGUCAUUUCAUAGACUCGAUCUGUUAAAGAGACAUGCCAAAUUACACAACAAAACACAAACAGAAGAAAGCGGAAUUGGUGGCGAUGAGGACAUUAGAUAUCGCCAUUGUUGCAAUACUUGCGGCGAAUCGUUUGCAGAGGCUUUGGACUUGUUAGCCCACGCUGAAAUUCAUGCCCGAUAUCCUCCAUUUAAAUGCAUUCUUUGCGGUGAAUCAUUUUUCGAAGAAACAUCUAUUAAACGUCAUUUACAAACCCAACACGUCGGUGAAAUGACCGAAAAUUCUUGCAUACUUUGUGGGAAGGUGUGCCGUGACCGUAAAGCUCUCAUCAAGCAUGCCUGGGAUCAUUCCCGUGAAAAAUGUCACUCAUGCUCGAAAUGUGGCAAGAAUUUCCAUAAUAAGGCCCGUCUCAAACGUCAUAUGUCCUCUCAUCGUGAUAAAUCAGUUCAAUGCGACGUUUGCCAUGAAGAUUUUCCAGACGGUCGCACGCUCUCGAACCAUCGUCAUUCGCAUAGUGCUACAUCUGCCGGAAAACUUUUUCCUUGCCUGGAAUGCGGUAAAACGUUCGGUUCACGCAGCUCUCAGCAGAUUCAUGUACGUAUACAUACUGGUGAGAGGCCUUAUGGUUGUCGUUUUUGUUGGAAAGCUUUUGCGGAUGGCGGUACAUUGCGUAAACAUGAACGCAUACAUACCGGAGAGAAACCUUACGUUUGCUCGGUCUGCCCUCGUGCCUUUAAUCAACGUGUUGUACUGCGCGAACAUAUACGUUCUCACCAUUCAGGCUUAGAUUCUACACGGGGAACUUACCAUUGCACAGUUUGCUCGGCAGAUUUGCAGUCAUCAGCUGAUUUAAUCCAGCACCUUAUACAACAUAGCGACACAAACACGGCUUUGCAAAGACAACCAGUGCCCGGGCCGCGCAAAUAUAAAAGGCGUCGUAAGUUAAAACCUCAUGAAAUAGCUCGUAUGCGUCGGGAAGGCAACCAAAUUGACCUUGGAAACACCAGCGAUAUCGAUUUAUCAGACUUUGACAUGGACACGGUCGAUGACUUACUGGGCAUCACAGAAACUACAGCCUCCCCAAACAAUGACAACAACGCUGCCACAACAAUGAUAAUGAAAAAGAGUAACGCUAACAGAUCUCAAGGUAGACGCACGAAGAGAAAAUCGACCAAAGAAACUAACAAUAAUAAAAGCAAAGUGAUUAAAAAUGAAGUAGAUUUAGAUUUGGAUGUAGAAAUAGUUGAUUGGGGAUCGAAAAAAUCAACGUUUAGUAGCGCUCACGGAUCAGUGAAGACGCAAAACCAUGUUGACGCGUUAUUGAAUAAUCUUGAGAAUACUUUAGAUAACAUAGACCAUCUGGUAGUGGACAAUAACACUCCUUCAACGCCAUGUACGACAAAGCGUGCAAAAUUAAAAACGAAUACGGCUACGUCAAGAACUCAAGAGCUUCAAUUAAAUAAAUCGACAAUAAGAGAACCUGCGAUGACAUCUGGUAAAGGACGUAAAAUGAGGUCUAGAAAAUCAGCCCAUAGACCGCAAAUGAUACGCACUGAGAAAAGGAAAUCGCUCACUGUGGAUGGAAAUAAAAAGAAGACAAUGUCCACCGUUACGCAUCUUGCUCAAUCCUCGACAAAUCAGGAUAAUUUACGCAAAAAGUCAAGUAUGGUUGAUGAUUAUGAGAUUAUUACGCCACAAUUGCAGCCACCAAAUCAAAUCAGUUCAAGUCCUUUACACAUAAAACAAGAGCAAUCUGAUCUCCACGGUCAAAGAAAUGAUAGUCAACUGCAUCAUCACCAGCAGCAUUCAAAUGAUUUGUAUGACGCGCAUUUGCUUUUAGAAGCUUCUGGACUGCGCAAUGAUUUAGACGAGAUACUGCAUUCGCCACUUAAAUCUGAAAAGGGCUGCCAUAGGCCGCGUUUUACUAGUGAAUCGUCUUCGCAAUUUAUGGCCGAGCAAUCAGAAGAAGAACAACAUUUUAUCAAAAUAGAACCUACUUCGCCUGAUUUGACAGAAAUUGUGAAUGGUGUUAGCUCGGGGACAGCUGGAGUAGAGUUAGAUUCCAGUCCUGAAUUGCAAAGGAAGGUUACCAUGCAACAGCGUCGAUCCACGCGAGGCUUAAAAACAGUAAAGCCUUUGAACAGCAGUCACCUACAAUUAGAAUUUACUUCGAAUGUGGCGGAACAUCCGACUACGCCGUCUAGAAGCACCAACAGUAGUAGCAUUAUUAGUAAUCAUUUGAAUCGGGGUAUUUGUAGUCCAACUACCAAUACAAGCGAUUUAACACCUAAAAGAAUACGCACAGUUCUAUCAAAUUCCACGUCGACUUUAAACAGAACACCGACUUUUCUUGAUUACGGUGUGGGAGAUAGCUUUACUCAAACUGAAUCUACAGCCACUUCAAAUGCCAGUAAUUCGUUUUCGUCGAUAUCGGCGGUAGUAUCAGCGGCGGAUGCCACUGCGGCAGCCGCUGCCCAGCAAAAUCCUUCCUCUACACGAAAACCUCAACGUUAUUUUGAAUGUGAGAUGUGUUCUGCCACCUUCUCCGAUAGAGCUCAACUACUUGAUCAUGUACCGGUACAUAUUUAGUGCAUCCAAGAAAUUUCAUAAGUGCCAAGACGAAUGACAGCUCGGUUAAUGACUUUUUACAGUUAUCAAUAUGCAUAAAACCAAAAUGGUGUUCGUUUGUUUUAAAACCACAAAUAACAAUCUUCCCGUAGAUUUUAAUACGUUUUUUAUACUAAACCCGAUCCAGAAAGAAAGAAACAAUUUCAAGAAUUUCCAGAAAUUCUCUUUUACCGACAAUAUACAUGCUUUCUAUGAAGACUCAUUAGCUAAGAUUUCUUUUUUGUUGUUUUUUAUUUUUUUUUUUUUAUUUUGUUUCGCUGUUUCACAAAAUUAUUUAUAAAUA
Messenger RNA from Glossina fuscipes, 4447 nucleotides. RefSeq lists its product as uncharacterized. The record is from RefSeq and is a predicted model, not a curated record. Gene Ontology annotation, cellular component: nucleus. The coding region runs from base 37 to 4125 and encodes 1362 amino acids. Gene Ontology annotation, biological process: regulation of transcription by RNA polymerase II. Gene Ontology annotation, molecular function: RNA polymerase II transcription regulatory region sequence-specific DNA binding; DNA-binding transcription factor activity, RNA polymerase II-specific. NCBI's taxonomy places the organism in Eukaryota, Metazoa, Arthropoda, Insecta, Diptera, Glossinidae. The transcript has 6 exons.